Messenger RNA from Tachysurus fulvidraco (yellow catfish), 5320 nucleotides. RefSeq names its product GTPase activating Rap/RanGAP domain like 3 (gene garnl3). The transcript is spliced from 31 exons. Gene Ontology annotation, molecular function: GTPase activator activity. The coding region runs from base 543 to 3695 and encodes 1050 amino acids. Gene Ontology annotation, biological process: regulation of small GTPase mediated signal transduction; activation of GTPase activity. Gene Ontology annotation, cellular component: cytoplasm. The record is from RefSeq and is a predicted model, not a curated record. NCBI's taxonomy places the organism in Eukaryota, Metazoa, Chordata, Actinopteri, Siluriformes, Bagridae.
AAAGCAGGACAUCUCCUCUGCUUCAUGACCAACCCACAGGGGUCCAUUAUGCUGCUCGGACAGUACAGAUGGGCGUUAGACGUUAGGACCGCGCAGACUCGGCGGCUCGCGCUCUGGCUAGUGUAACACCAACCGGUUGUAAACGUACAGCAUUGGAUCGGUGCUGCUUCUUUCUCUGCCUUGAGCCCAAGCAGAACUUAUUUAACAGCCGCAGCUGAGGCACGAGGUCUGGUGUGGAUGGAGUUUGGGAGGCGCUUCCAGUGCGUCCUGCACGCGUAAAAACCCGCCUUUUGUGUGCGUUUGUUCUACAGACAGGGAAAGUCUUCAGGCAGACUUUUCACGCGCGUGUGCGUGUGUGCAUGCUUGUUUUCUCUCUCUCUCUCUCUCUCUCUCUCUCUCUCUCUCUCUCUCUCUCUCUCUCUCUCUCUCUCUCUCUCUCGUUGUUUCUUUCCGCGCUUGUACAGCUAGAGCAGAAGGGACUGCUGCAGUUUCCCCCUUCUUCUUUGUCGUCCACUGUGGAGGAUCCGUGGAUAUAAUACAGGAUGAAUUCGGACAUUAACAUGUACCUGGGACGGGAGAAAGCAGGACUCAUGAGAAAAAGAGCCCUCCUAUUGAGGAAAGGCUGCAGCUUUGAGAUUACAAGCUCUGCGUCUGAAGACCUGGGCUGCAGGAGGGGUGAGUUUAGCAGGAAGCACUACGGAUCAGUGGAACUGCUGAUCUCCAGCGAUGCAGACGGAGCCAUACAGAGAGCCGGAAGAUUCAGGGUGGAGAACGGUUCUUUAGACGAGAACAUGGACUACACUCCAGGAACCUGGAGGAGAACCGAUGUCCAUCUGGAGAACCCAGAGUACCACACCAGAUGGUUCUUCAAGUACUUCCUGGGAAAAGUCCAUCAGAACUACGUGGGAGUGGAUGCUGAAAAAAACCCCUUCUACUUAUCUGUGGUUUUGUCCGACCAGAACAACCAGAGGGUUCCCCAGUACCGAGCAAUCCUUUGGCGUAAAUCGGGUACUCUUAAGAUUAGCCUUCCUUACAGCCCUACAAAAACUCUGUCAGUCAAAUCUAUAUUAAGUGCUAUGAACAUGGAGCGCUUUGAGAAGGGUCCUAGAGAGAUCCUCAACCCAGAGAUCCAAAAGGACUUACUGGUACUGGAGGAGCAGGAGGGCAGCGUAAACUUUAAAUUUGGAGUCCUCUAUGCCAAAGAUGGCCAGUUGACGGAUGAUGAAAUGUUCAGUAACGAGACAGGAAGUGAGAACUUUGACAAGUUUUUGAAUCUGCUCGGUGACACAAUUUGCCUGCAAGGCUGGGCUGGUUACAGAGGAGGCCUGGACACUAAAAAUGACACUACAGGAAUACACUCCAUCUACACAGUAUAUCAGGGUCAUGAGCUCAUGUUCCAUGUAUCCACCAUGCUACCUUACUCUAAAGAGAAUAAGCAACAGGUGGAGAGAAAGAGACACAUCGGGAAUGACAUCGUCACCAUCGUAUUCCAAGAAGGAGACGAUGCCUCACCAUCUUUCAAGCCCUCCAUGAUCCGAUCUCAUUUCACACAUAUUUUUGCCUUAGUUAGAUACAAUAGUCAGAAUGACAGCUACAGGUUGAAGAUUUUCUCGGAAGAGAGCGUGCCGUUGUUCGGACCUCCUCUUCCAUCGCCGCCAGUAUUUACAGACCACCAGGAGUUCAGGGACUUUUUACUAGUCAAAUUAAUAAAUGGAGAGAAAGCCACACUUGAGACACCCACUUUUGCUCAGAAACGUCAGCGGACUCUUGACAUGCUGAUUAGAUCCCUGUAUCAGGACCUCAUGCCAGACCUGCACAAGGUUCCGUUUUCUCCACAGAACAUGUUAAACCGUCGCUCCUUCAGUGACGUGCUGCCUGAAUCACCCAAGUCGGCCCGCAAGAAGGAAGAGGCACGCCAGGCCGAGUUUGUCCGGAUAGGGCAGGCACUGAAGUUGAAGACCAUAGUGAGAGGAGACGCGCCUACUAGUCUAGUAAACACGGGUCUUUGCAGGAAAGAGCCGUGGGAGUCUCAGUCGUUCUGCAGUAGCUUUGCACAUGAAAUCGUCUGUGGCGAUUCCUGGGGACAGUCGUUAUUAGUAGCCACUGACUCAGCCGGGGUCAUGCUGUUAGAGGCCUCAGAUCCCUUGCUUUCCACUGCAGACUCUCCAUCCCUGCCUCCGGUUCAAGUGAUCGAUAAGACUCUGUCCGUCAAACAAAUGCAUGUUCUCGAACCACAAGAUCUCCUCAUUACGAGGGCUGAUAAAGGGAAAGACGCUCGUCUCUACGUGUACAAACUGAGCGCUCUCAAGCGAGGAAUAGAGGAGCGGCAACUCGUGCGCACCAAAUGUGACAGCAGAGAGAACAAACUGGAAAAAACCAAGGGUUGCCAUUUGUAUUCCAUAAACACCCACCAUGGAGUGGAGCUACGCAUCGUGGCAGCAAUUAGGAACAAGCUCCUCCUAAUAACAAGGAAACACCCUCGACUCGACUGCCUCAGCUGCGUCAGCACAAGCAUAGGAACGAGUGAUUCCCCUAUUGAGGAGUUCCAGUAUAUCCGGGAAAUCUGCUUGUGUGAUUCUCCGGUUGUCAUGGCGCUGAUCGAUGGGCCAACAGGAGAGAAUGAUCACAUGAUCUGCGUGGCAUACAAACACCAGUUUGACCUGAUCAAUGAGAGCACAGGGGAUGCCUACAGGCUGCACCAUGUGGAGUCCAAUCGGGUAAAUUUUGUAGCGGCUAUAGACGUGUAUGAAGAUGGAGAGGCUGGGUUACUGCUCUGCUAUAACAAUCUCUGCGCCUAUAAGAAGGUGUGUCCAUUCAAUGGGGCCACACCUAUGAUUCAGCCCAACUCUUCAGACUUUCACUUCAGCUGGAAUCAAAUGCCGAAUGGUAUUGUGUGUGCAUUCCCCUACAUUCUGGCCUUCACCACUGACUCCAUAGAGAUCCGACUGGUGGUCAAUGGAAACUUGGUUUACACUGCUGUAGUCCCAGAACUUCAUCUGAUUGCAUCUAGGUCUGACAUUUACUUCAUAUCAUCAGCUCCAGUAAACUCUGCCUCCAACUGUAGCUCUAGAGACACCAGUUCCCAGAGUUCUCCUCAGACUCCAACAGGCUAUGAGAUGCCCAUUUUCCCCUCACCUCUUGGAGACGAUUGUAUUCGGAUCCCCUAUGGCACCAAGCUUUCCCUCUACAUGUCUAAAGAUUCUGAAGGCGAAGCUCCUUCCAAACACAUCUAUAAGAUCCCACUCUCUAACCUAGUGGGGCGAAGCAUAGAGAGGCCACUUAAAUCACCAUUAGUCAGUAAGAUGCUUAUGGGUGCAGCACCUGGAGUGAUAGGACCCACCACCGUGAUCUCGACCACACCCUCUCUCUCAAUGUCUCGCAUGGAGAUCAAAGAGAUCGCCAGCCGAACAAGGAAAGAACUGCUGGGUUUAGCCGAAGAACCCAGCACCAAGUCAGACAGUGGCUCCACGAAACAGAGGAAGACAAGCAGGAAAACAAAGGAGGAAGAAAAAAGGAGACCAGCAGGGAUCGCCAGCACUGAGCAAGUCGGGUUGGAGUGUGUCGACGGCGACAUCGAUAUUCAACGGCAUUGUUCCUCUGGCUCAGAGGCAGAGCCCCAUGAAGGUAGCCCACCCCUGACCAGCACUUUAACACUCUCCGCAUCCUUCGAAGAGGAAAUUCUAGACCUGAAGUGAUGACAAUCCCGCAGUGUGUCUUCUGUAGCCCCUUCCUAACUUUACCUGCGUGCUAAUUGUUGUUUUUUAUUUGACAUUUUGUUAUUUGAUUUAUUUUUUUUUACUUUUGUAUCUGUCCACAUCUACACAAUGUGAUGUAGAAAUGGAACCACAAAGCUUUGCACCCGAGUGAGUUUACAAUAACCAGUGUGAUAGGAAGGUUACAAUGCACUGUGUGCGCGUGUGUGUACUGUACGUGUGUGUGUCUGCUCAGUGAGACUCAAGCUGAAAUUAGCAACAGUCAUAAUAUCAAAAUGCUGUAAGGAAAAGAAAAAGCUAAGCUCUGGGAUAAGAAUUUGAUUUGACUUAAUCCUUUCUGAAGUAACUCACAGGGCCUCAAUCAGGUUUUAACGACUCUCGAAACCCCCAAUGAUACCAUAGCCAUGGAACACUUAAGGUCCUAGCUUAUAUUUCCAGGUCGCAGGAUGAGUUCCAAAGCAUAGCAUAGCAACCAAACCUGAAUGUAAAUCUGAAGCACCAAAAUCAGAUUAUCUGUCUAUUUAUCUGUCAAAUUGCACACUUAUUAUUUCAGUUAAAAGAUAGAAACUAUAUAUAUAAAAUGUUAUACAAACACACAAAUCCUUUCUUAAAUAUAUUUAGUGCUGAAACAUUAAUAAAGGAUAUCGGUAAGUUACUGUAAAUGUUAUGUUACACCCAAGUUAACAAUCUUGACCCGCACACCUUUUGCAAACAGGGCAGAAGUCUCCCACAAGUGCCAUUUUCCUACUACAACUCCCAUUAGCAGCGUUAUAUCAGACUGGACAUUGACUACAUCUCCCAUGAGGCAAGUAGUUCCACCUAGAAACCACUACCUAUAGCUGUUCCAAUUAAGCGGAGACAACAAACUUUGUUUCAUUAGCACGUGUGAUACUAUGAAAGUGCACUCUUAAAUAAAAUAAAAAAAAAAGGUUUUUGCCUCUGGAUUUAAAGGGCUCCCGAACACCUGCAUGCCUCCCUUAAAAUCAAAUUACAAACUGAAAAAGGGAUUUUGUAUACUGAAACCUUAGAAUUAGAAUUUGAUACCUUCACAAGCCACAGACAGUUUACAUAGAAGGGAAUAAUUCAUAUAAAUGUCAGCUAAGGGUUUAAAUUCAGACUAUAAAGAAAGGAAGUUCGAUAAUUGUGAACUGGUAACCUAUGUUUAUGGCCCGUGAAACAUUGGCAUACAUAGACAUAGGAAAGACAGUGCUGGAAUCGUGUUACGCUUAACGCAUGCCCUCUCUUCAUUUUUUUCUGACUCUGUAUUCGCCUCAACAAACGUAAUCCUAAACUAGUAGUAACCUGAUUGAAAAACGAAAUUGUGCGACUAUUUUUUCUGCACAUAUAGAUCGUCAGUGUAUUACUGUUGCACUGCAGUUUUUAUCCUUGCCUGUUGAUUAAAGGAGUGAACAGUGCUUUCAACUGACGGAAGAUGUUUCUAGUUUUACAUUUUUGUUCUCUUCGCCUCCGGUCCCUCCGUUUGCCCGAUCCGCGAUUGUCGUUGUUUUCACAGUGGGUUUUGUAUUUGAAUCAAUAUUAUCUGUUUAGACUGUCGCUGAAUCUGUUGCUGAUAUUGAAAUUAAAACAAAAAAAAGAAAAAAAAAAAA